This is a messenger RNA of Scleropages formosus (Asian bonytongue), 4259 nucleotides long. Its product is annotated as protocadherin beta-16-like. Gene Ontology annotation, biological process: homophilic cell-cell adhesion. Lineage: Eukaryota; Metazoa; Chordata; Actinopteri; Osteoglossiformes; Osteoglossidae. The record is from RefSeq and is a predicted model, not a curated record. Gene Ontology annotation, cellular component: plasma membrane. The transcript is spliced from 6 exons. Bases 162 to 4259 code for a protein of 1365 amino acids. Gene Ontology annotation, molecular function: calcium ion binding.
GGAGCGAACAACACUGAAGACACGGAUUACAGUUUGAUAUAUCUUGACAUUAACUUUGAGUCCUACCUGUUCCUUCAUAUUUUAGUAUUUCAUAAUACUAUUUUUUCUUGUCUAUUCGAAAAGAAAAAAAGGCCGCAACAACGGGAAACCGUAGUCUCAUCAUGAGAGAAAAUCAAAGGAAGCAGUCGCAUCAGAAUCGUCAAUGGCAAGUGUUUUUGUUUCUAAUUUUAAACUUCCGUUUGUUCAACUGUGGACAGAUUCGAUAUUCUAUUCCAGAGGAAAUGAAUACCGGUUCGCCUGUAGGGAAUUUUGCAGACGAUCUGGGUUUAGAACUGACCAGACUGCGCGUAGGACGUGCUCGUAUAGUAACUGAAGAAAAUAUUCAGUACAUUGAUCUUAAGACAGACAAAGGAAUACUGGUUGUUAACGAGAGAAUCGACAGAGAAGGACUAUGCGGUGAAAUCUCUCCCUGCAGCUUUAGCCUUGAAAUAAUUUUAGAAAACCCGCUGGAGCUACACCAUGUAACAAUAGAAAUUUUGGACGUUAACGACCAUACACCAACGUUUCAAAAAAAGGAAAUAAAAUUAGAAAUAAGUGAAUCUGCUGCAAUAGGAUCGCGCUUCUUGCUGGGGAGCGCUGAGGACCCUGAUGUGGGAGUCAAUGCGCUUCAGAAUUAUAUUCUCUAUCCAACAGAAAAUUUUAUUCUAAAACAACACUCGCGACCCGACGGAGUUAAAUACGCUGAAAUGGUUCUUCAGAAGCCAUUAGACAGGGAAGAGCAUCCUCACCUUUCACUGACGCUUACCGCGGUGGACGGAGGUAACCCUCAGAGGUCCGGUACGGUUAUUAUAGAUGUUACUGUACUAGAUGCAAAUGACAACGCUCCUGUAUUUAACCAGACAGCUUACAAAGCAACCGUAAUGGAAAACGCACCGAAAGGUACACACAUCACAACCGUCAACGCCACGGACGCAGACAGCGGAUCAAAUGGAUUAAUCCUUUAUUCUUUCGCCAACCUUAAAGGUAAUAUUGCUGAAAUGUUUUAUUUAGAUGUUAACACCGGUGCAAUCUCAGUAGCAGGAGAAAUAGAUUUUGAAAAGACGAAAAAAUGUGAGAUAUCGAUAGAGGCUAAGGACCAGGGCGGGUUGGGAGACUCCAGUAAAGUUAUAGUGGAAGUGAUUGACGUCAAUGACAAUUCGCCAGUAAUAAAUAUCAUGUCUUUUUCAAGCUCAAUCCCUGAAGAUUCUCCAAUUGGUACAACCAUAGCAAUAUUAAACGCUAAAGAUCUUGAUUCGGGUGAGAAUGGUCGUGUUAGUUGUGCGAUUAGCCAAAAUUCGGACUUUAUAAUGAAAUCAUCGCUACUAAAUUAUUACACUCUGGUCACGGAUGCCCGUCUAGACCGUGAAAGCUUGUCUGAAUAUCAAAUCACAAUAACUGCCACGGACUCUGGAUCCCCUCGUCUUUCAAGUGCUAAAACGUUGUCUCUAAAGGUGUCUGACGUCAAUGACAAUGCUCCUGUAUUUGAUAAGAGUUUCUAUUCGACUUCUGUCAUGGAAAACAAUUCUCCAGGAUUGUCCAUAUUCACAGUGAGCGCUACAGACUCAGACUGGAAUCAAAACGCUCGCGUUUCCUACAUGAUGGAGGAAACGAAUAUCCGCGGAGCUCCGGUGUCUGCUUACAUCUCCAUCAACUCUGAGACCGGAGUUCUUUAUGCUGUGCGCUCUUUUGAUUAUGAAGACAUCAAAUCUAUUAGAAUUCAGGUCAAAGCUCAGGAUGGAGGCUCUCCUCCCCUCCACAGUAAUGCGACUGUAAAUAUCGUUAUUCAGGACCAGAACGACAACGCGCCUCAGGUUCUGUACCCAGUACAGACUGGUGGAUCUCUGGUGGCUGAAAUGGUGCCCCGUUCAGCAGAUGUUGGCUACCUCGUCACUAAAGUGGUGGCUGUGGAUGUGGACUCUGGACAGAAUGCAUGGCUCUCAUACAAACUGCUGAAAACGACAGAAAGGGGACUCUUUGAUGUGGGAUUACAGAACGGGGAAAUCAGAACUGUCCGUCAGGUCAGUGAUAAAGACCCAGUGAAACAGAAGCUUACAGUUGUAGUGGAGGACAACGGACAUCCCUCUCGAUCAGCUACAGUCAGUGUGAACGUGGUGGUGGCGGACAGUUUCCCUGAAGUGCUCUCGGAAUUCACUGACUUUACGCAUGAUGUGGAUUACAAUGACAACUUGACUUUUUAUUUAGUCUUAGCUUUGGCUGUGGUCUCCUUCCUCUUUAUUUCAUCUUUAAUAAUUAUGAUUUCAGUGAAAAUCUACAGAUGGAGAAAGUCUCGCCUUUACUACCAAGCCAACCUUCCCGUUAUUCCGUAUUACCCCCCGCAGUACGCGGAUGCUGGAGGUACAGGAACCCUACAGCACAUGUACAAUUAUGAGGUUUGCAUGACAACGGAUUCCAGGAGAAGCGACUGCAAAUUUGUCAGACCAAGUAGUCAGAGUGUCUUAAUGGUCGGUAUAGGUGCUCAGGAGAACACGGAAAGCACGCAAAUGAAAAAUGUGUUGGACGAUCCAAGUUCCUCGAACAAGAUGCGCUACACUAUUGCAGAAGAGUUGAAGAGGGGCUCUUUUGUUGGAAAUAUAGCCCAGGAUCUGGGUCUGGAAGUGACCAGAAUGCGGGAGGGCCGUGCACGCAUCGUAACGGGAGAAGGCAUUCAGUACGUUGAGCUGAAGACAGACAAAGGGAUUUUGGUCGUUAAUGAAAGAGUCGACCGAGAGAAGGACCAGAACGACAACGCGCCUCAGGUUCUGUACCCAGUACAGACUGGUGGAUCUCUGGUGGCUGAAAUGGUGCCCCGUUCAGCAGAUGUUGGCUACCUUGUCACUAAAGUGGUGGCUGUGGAUGUGGACUCUGGACAGAAUGCAUGGCUCUCAUACAAACUGCUGAAAACGACAGAAAGGGGACUCUUUGAUGUGGGAUUACAGAACGGGGAAAUCAGAACUGUCCGUCAGGUCAGUGAUAAAGAUCCAGUGAAACAGAAGCUUACAGUUGUAGUGGAGGACAACGGACAUCCCUCUCGAUCAGCUACAGUCAGUGUGAACGUAGUGGUGGCCGACAGUUUCCCUGAAGUGCUCUCGGAAUUCACUGACUUUACACAAGAUGUGGAUUACAAGAUGGCGAAGGGCUCUGUUAUCGGCAACGUGGCUGCGGAUCUGGGGAUUGAUAUUAAAAGACUGAAGAGCGGACGAGCUCGUGUCGUUACCGGAGACAACACCCGCUACGUGGAUCUCGUUACAGACAAAGGAACAUUGGUGGUGAACGAGCGAAUAGAUCGGGAGUUGCUGUGCAGCGAAAUAGCUACGUGUAGUUUCAGCUUUGAGAUUAUUCUCGAAAAUCCAAUUGAAUUAUACAGGGUUACAAUAGAAAUAUUGGAUGUAAACGACCAUGCUCCAGCAUUUCCGAAAGAUGAAGUAAACAUUGAGAUCAGUGAAGUGGCCGUGCACGGUGUUCGCUUUCGACUGGACAGCGCUCUCGAUCCCGAUGUAGGUGUAAAUACCAUCCAGAGCUACAGUUUGAGACCAACUGAUAAUUUCGUGUUGAAGCAGGAGACGCGUCCUGAUGGUAAUAAGUACAUUGAGAUGAUGUUACAGUCCCCGGUGGACAGAGAGAAACAGGAGGAAUUGUCUCUUAUUCUCACAGCUACAGAUGGAGGUCACCCUCAGAGGUCCGGAGUAAUGAAAAUAAACAUAAAGGUACUAGAUGUGAAUGACAAUCCUCCAGUUUUUAACCAGAAGGUCUACAGAGCCUCUGUUCCCGAGAACUCUCGGAAAGGAACACUUGUGACCAAAGACCAGAACGACAACGCGCCUCAGGUUCUGUACCCAGUACAGACUGGUGGAUCACUGGUGGCUGAAAUGGUGCCUCGUUCAGCAGAUGUUGGCUACCUCGUCACUAAAGUGGUGGCUGUGGAUGUGGACUCUGGACAGAAUGCAUGGCUCUCAUACAAACUGCUGAAAACGACAGAAAGGGGACUCUUUGAUGUGGGAUUACAGAACGGGGAAAUCAGAACUGUCCGUCAGGUCAGUGAUAAAGACCCAGUGAAACAGAAGCUUACAGUUGUAGUGGAGGACAACGGACAUCCGUCUCGAUCAGCUACAGUCAGUGUGAACGUGGUGGUGGCGGACAGUUUCCCUGAAGUGCUCUCUGAGUUCAGUGACAUUACGCCCAGAGGCAACAACGACUACCUCACUGGUGUACAAGACUUAUAA